GGCAGCGGCGGCGGCGGCUUCAUUCCCCCUCCUCCCCCGGGAGCGGCGGCGGCACCCGGGCCGGGGCCCCAGCGCGGGCCGGGAGGGGGCACGCCAGUGGCCGUGGAAGCCAGCGCGGGAGAAGGCCGCGCUGCACUCGCCGGUCCGCGCCGACCUAUUCGACGGCCGGCCAGUCCGCGCCCAGGGGCCCCGAACGGUGGGGCCGGGACGGCGGCUGAGGUCUGUCCCCUUGGUUCCUAGGUGCCAUGAGGAAGCCGCGCCGCAAGUCGCGGAUGAAUUCUGAGGGCCGGCGCUCCCCGUCCCCCUACAGUCUGAAGUGCUCACCCACCCGGGAGACUCUGACAUAUGCCCAGGCCCAACGCAUUGUCGAGGUGGACAUUGAUGGACGCCUGCAUCGUAUCAGCAUUUAUGACCCACUCAAGAUCAUAACAGAGGAUGAGCUGACUGCCCAGGAUAUCACCGAAUGCAAUAGUAACAAGGAAAACAGUGAGCAGCCUCAGUUUCCUGGCAAGUCCAAAAAACCCUCAUCCAAAGGCAAGAAGAAGGAAUCCUGCUCCAAGCAUGCAUCCAGUACUUCCUUCCACCUCCCUCAGCCUAGCUUCCGGAUGGUGGACUCAGGCAGCCAGCCAGAGGCACCUCCUCUGCCUGCUGCCUACUAUCGCUACAUUGAGAAGCCGCCUGAAGAUCUGGAUGCAGAGGUAGAGUAUGACAUGGAUGAGGAGGACCUUGCCUGGCUGGACAUGGUAAAUGAGAAGCGGCGAGUAGACGGGCACAGUUUGGUGUCAGCAGACACCUUUGAGCUGCUGGUGGACCGGCUUGAGAAGGAGUCAUACUUGGAGAGUCGCAGUAGUGGGGCCCAACAGUCACUUGUUGAUGAAGAUGCUUUCUGCUGCGUGUGUCUAGAUGAUGAAUGCCACAACAGCAAUGUCAUUCUUUUCUGUGACAUCUGCAACCUGGCUGUACACCAGGAGUGCUAUGGUGUCCCCUACAUCCCUGAGGGCCAGUGGCUAUGCCGCUGUUGCCUGCAGUCUCCUUCCCGGCCUGUGGAUUGUGUCCUCUGCCCCAAUAAGGGUGGUGCCUUCAAACAAACCAGUGAUGGGCACUGGGCCCACGUGGUGUGUGCCAUCUGGAUCCCUGAAGUCUGCUUUGCUAACACCGUGUUCCUGGAGCCCAUUGAGGGCAUCGACAACAUCCCACCUGCCCGCUGGAAAUUAACCUGCUAUAUCUGCAAGCAGAAGGGGCUGGGUGCAGCCAUCCAGUGCCAUAAGGUGAACUGCUACACUGCCUUCCAUGUGACAUGUGCACAGCGGGCUGGACUCUUCAUGAAGAUUGAGCCCAUGCGCGAGACUAGCCUCAAUGGCACCAUCUUCACAGUGCGCAAAACUGCCUACUGUGAGGCCCACUCACCGCCAGGUGCUGCCACUACUAGGAGGAAGGGUGACUCCCCUGGAAGCCUCAGUGAGGCUGGGGAUGAGGAUGGGCUGAAGGAGGGCUGUGGAGAGGAGGAAGAGAAGGAAAAAGUGGAAGAGGAAGAGGAAAAUGAAGGCCAAGGUGGGGUAGGUGGCUCCCUCAAGGGAGUGCCCAAGAAGAACAAGAUGACUUUGAAGCAAAAAAUUAAGAAGGAGUCAGAGGAAAUGGGCCGAGACACGCCCUCUACUGUCCCUAUGGUUGCUGUCCCACAGAUACCUUCUUACAGGUUGAACAAGAUCUGUAGUGGUCUCUCCUUUCAGAGGAAAAACCAGUUCAUACAGCGGCUUCACAACUACUGGCUGUUGAAGCGGCAGGCACGAAAUGGUGUCCCCCUCAUCCGGCGCCUGCACUCCCACCUGCAGUCCCAAAGAAAUGCUGAGCAGCGAGAGCAGGACGAGAAGACAAGUGCAGUGAAGGAAGAGCUGAAAUACUGGCAGAAGCUCAGGCACGAUUUGGAGCGUGCACGGCUGCUGAUUGAACUGAUUCGGAAAAGAGAGAAGCUCAAGCGGGAGCAGAUCAAGGUCCAGCAGGCUGCAGUGGAGCUGGAGCUGAUGCCAUUCAAUGUUCUGCUAAGAACAACACUGGACUUGCUGCAGGAGAAGGAUCCCGCACACAUCUUUGCCGAACCUGUCAACCUGAGUGAGGUUCCAGAUUACCUGGAAUUCAUAUCCAAGCCAAUGGAUUUUUCUACUAUGAGGCGGAAGCUGGAGUCCCACCUGUACGGCACCUUGGAGGAGUUUGAGGAGGACUUUAACCUUAUAGUUAUCAACUGCAUGAAGUAUAAUGCUAAAGACACAAUUUUCCACCGAGCAGCUGUCCGCCUGCGGGACCUGGGAGGGGCCAUCUUGCGGCACGCCCGGCGGCAGGCAGAGAACAUCGGCUAUGACCCCGAGAGGGGCACCCACCUGCCUGAGUCACCCAAAUUGGAGGAUUUUUACCGCUUCUCCUGGGAAGACGUGGACAACAUCCUCAUCCCAGAGAACCGGGCCCAUUUGUCUCCGGAGGUGCAGCUGAAGGAGCUGCUGGAGAAACUGGACCUAGUAAGUGCCAUGCGGUCCAGUGGGGCCCGUACUCGCCGCGUCCGCCUGCUGCGCCGGGAGAUCAAUGCCCUUCGACAGAAGCUGGCACAGCCACCACCACAGCCACCAUCACUGAACAAGACUGUGUCUAAUGGGGAGCUAUCAGCAGGGUCCCAGGGAGAUGCAGCUGUGCUGGAGCAGGCCCCACAGGAGGAGCCAGAAGAUGAUGGGGACAGAGCAGAUGACUCCAAACUGCCUCCCCCACCAACCCUGGAGCCCACUGGGCCUGCACCUUCCUUGUCUGAGCAAGAAACCCCUCCAGAACCCCCCACUCUGAAACCCAUCAAUGAUAACAAACCUCCAAGCCGAUUCCUAAAGCCCAGAAAGGUGGAAGAAGAUGAGCUCUUGGAAAAAUCACCUCUGCAGCUAGGGAGCGAGCCCUUGCAAUGCCUGUUUGGUGACAGUGGCAUCAACAGAGUGUCCCUCAUGGCUCCUGAUACCUCCACCAGUGCUCCACUCAGUGGCGUGGGCCGCCGCACAUCAGUACUCUUCAAGAAGGCCAAGAAUGGGGUUAAGCUACAGAGGAGCCCAGAUGGGGCUCUGGAGAAUGGCGAGGACCAUGGUGCAGUGGGCUCUCCGGCCUCUCCCUCCAGCAUUGAGGAUGAGCAACACUCCCGGAAGCGGCCAAGGAGCAGGAGCUGUAGUGAGAGUGAAGGGGAGAGGUCCCCCCAGCAGGAAGACGAGACAGGCGUGACCAACGGCUUUGGAAAACACACCGAAAGUGGUUCUGACUCGGAAUGCAGUUUGGGUCUCAGUGGUGGACUGGCAUUUGAAGCUUGCAGUGGUCUGACACCCCCCAAACGCAGCCGUGGGAAGCCAGCCUUGUCUCGAGUGCCCUUCCUGGAAGGUGUGAAUGGAGACUGUGACUACAGUGGCUCAGGCAGAAGCCUCCUGAUGCCCUUUGAAGACCGCGGAGACCUGGAACCCCUGGAGCUGGUGUGGGCCAAGUGCCGAGGCUAUCCCUCCUACCCUGCCUUGAUCAUCGAUCCCAAGAUGCCCCGGGAGGGCCUCCUGCACAAUGGCGUCCCCAUCCCUGUUCCCCCACUGGAUGUGCUGAAGCUGGGAGAGCAGAAACAGGCCGAGGCUGGAGAAAAGCUCUUCCUUGUCCUCUUCUUUGACAACAAGCGCACGUGGCAGUGGCUUCCAAGAGACAAAGUCCUGCCCCUGGGUGUGGAAGACACUGUGGACAAGCUCAAAAUGCUGGAAGGCCGCAAGACCAGCAUUCGCAAGUCAGUGCAGGUGGCCUACGACCGUGCAAUGAUCCACUUGAGCCGAGUCCGUGGGCCCCACUCCUUCGUCACCUCCAGCUACCUGUAAGGGUGGGGCCUGGCCUGUGUGUUCCUGCCCUGCCUCUGUCCCAUGGGGCACAGAGAGGCCUCCUCCUGCCCCAGCCAAAUGUAUGGCCGGCAGCUUUCCCCUUCCAUGGCAGGCCAGGGACUGGGCUGUGUCCUCCCCAGGGCAAGUCCCCAGUUUUGACCAACUCUGUGGUUCCCCUGGCAGGCCUGCUAUGUGCCAAAAACUCCCACCUGAGCUCGCUUAGGGGCUACUAGCUACCCACUGAAGAACCAGUUAGAGGCAGAAACAGCUGUGAGGCUUGGCCCUGGCCGAGGCAAUGGACCUGGCCCCAGAAGGCAAGAGGUCCUGGGCUCUUUUCUCAAGGGUACACCUGGCUCCCUCCACCCAACUCCCAGCUAACUACACCUCAGGGUGAGCGAGGCUCUGUCACUGACCCCAGAGGUGCUGUGGAUACACUAGGGUCCUGCGGGGAAUCUCACUGAGCUCACCCUCUCCCCUUCAUCCCCCAUCCUCACAGCUCUUCCCUAUCCCGCUUCUACAUCUCUGCCCAGUCUUUUUCCCAUGUUCCUUCCCUUACUUUCUCUUGUGCCAAACUGACAGAAACCAUCACCAAACUGGUCUUUUUCUUUGUAUGUCUCAUUCCCUUUGAGGCCAGCUGCUAUGCUAGGUGGGUACCUCCACCUGGCUCCUCAAGGCCCAGAACAGAGGCCAGCCUACCACUCGGGUGACCCCUUCACCAGCACUUGCCCCCACCCCCUUUCACAUCUGCUGCAGAUGCACAGCUGAGGCCAGGCUGGAAAGCUUGCCCCUUGGACUGAGGCAGGGCCCCUUGCCCUCUUGCUGUCUUGUUGAGAGGUGGACUGAGACUGGGUGGCUGCUGUCAGCAGACCAGGCUGGAGUGCAAGUGUCCAUCUGUCCACUCGGAUAUUGAGGGUUGUUGGGUUGGGGCCAUGCCCUUCUGCUGGGUCUGCCCCCUCAUCUAUCCUGUCUUUGUGGACUUUUCUUUUUCUGCAACUGCAGCCUCUAGCCUCCCCACCACCGGGAACAGCGUGCUGCCUGCAGUCCAACACCUUCCUGACCUGUGCUCUGCCUGGCCCAGCCUCUUCCGCUCCCUCUUCCGCACUCCAGGGAAAGCAAUGCUUUUAUUUAAACCCUUUGUCCCUCCCUCUUUUUCUUCACCCCCCUCCCUACCUUCACCUUCUCAAAAACGGAAGGAAAAAAAACUGUGAAACAGGGAAUGCUGACUGACAAACCAACACAACUUUCAGAGGCUUUGAUGUCUGUUCUCUGGAUGUUUCUGUUCACCUCUUAAGCACCAAAGUUGCAGAGCCAAAUUGCAGGCCACUGAUUGCCAUGUUGAUUUUUAACCUGAUGUUCUUUUUAAUUGUUUUAAAUUUUUCAUAGGGGAGUUUUGGACAAAACAAAGUCACUGGGGAGAUCACUGCCAUUUUUAAACACUCGACUUUUUAAAAAUACAACCAACCAACCACCACAACUUCUUAUACAUUUGGGACAUGAGCCAGAGUUUAAAAGGGAACCAACAAAACUCCCUAUAAUAUGAAGGAUGGGGUUUUGGAUUUUGUACAGUAAAAAUACAAUACAGCAUAUGGCUAGGGGAGGACAUAGUGUAUAUAAUUGUAAAAUACUGUUCUAAAUUAUUCAGGCCGAUAGUUUCCAUUACUGGAAUCCUCCAUUGUGUGGCUAAGUAUUUUAAGUGCACACAGUGUGGUUUAUUUAAGGAAGCCAAUGCGUCCCCUCUCCCCAGGUAGUCAGUUGGCUGUGGACUCUGUGACUUUCGUCUCAACCUGUGUUGUAAGAUCUCGGGGCUUUCUCUCUCUGUGUCUAUCUAUCUCUUCCCCCAGCACUUUCUUAGUCUCUUUUUUUUUCAAUCUCUGGAUCUUUCAGUCUCUCUCAGUCUCAUUUUUAAAACUGCUCUUUUAGAACGGGAAGCGGCUCAGAUCCUGCUGUGGCGUGGGGCCUACAUGUCUCACUCGCGUCUGCUGUGAAGCACAUGAUGCUCUAUUUAUUGUAGAAAGUGACUUUAUUCGCUUUCUAGAAUUGUUUAUAAUAGAUGGUAUAAGAGAGGUAAUAAACAGAAAAAUCUAUGCUUGUAAAGAAUACAAAGGUUACUUUUACCUACUAUAAUAUGACUGUCUGAAACUUAUUUUCUCUCUGAGAAAUAAAUGUUCUAAUGGGCAGCA
Messenger RNA from Manis pentadactyla (Chinese pangolin), 6046 nucleotides. It is a transcript of the gene BRPF3, whose product is annotated as bromodomain and PHD finger containing 3. The coding region runs from base 246 to 3866 and encodes 1206 amino acids. Lineage: Eukaryota; Metazoa; Chordata; Mammalia; Pholidota; Manidae. Gene Ontology annotation, cellular component: MOZ/MORF histone acetyltransferase complex. Gene Ontology annotation, biological process: regulation of transcription by RNA polymerase II. Gene Ontology annotation, molecular function: protein binding. The record is from RefSeq and is a predicted model, not a curated record. The transcript has 13 exons.